Geodia barretti is the source of this 2202-nucleotide messenger RNA. NCBI's taxonomy places the organism in Eukaryota, Metazoa, Porifera, Demospongiae, Tetractinellida, Geodiidae. The record is from the annotation of a GenBank genome assembly.
UUUCUCUGUAGCUAAGCGCACAUGACGGCUAAGCGCCCAAAUAUUGCUGACUUCGCAGAAAACACUCGCCGCCCUUCUUUGCUCGAGAUGCUCUUCUCAAUCUCCUGAUUGACUUAAUUGCCGCUCACUCUGGAGAAGCCACCUCUGCAGCACAAGACGUCUGAGUGAAAAUACACUCCCUACUCCGCACACACACACGUACUGCACUGGGGAACGAGAUGGCCAGAAACUGCUGCAAGUAUUUCACAGUGAGCCUUGUCCCAGUGGCCUCCGUGGUUCUAGCUGUGCUGUUUGGUCUGGCCAUUGCGGUCCUGCCUGUUCUCUACGUCCAACUGGCAAAGCAAUACAGGUAUGGGGUAAUAGUGGAUGCUGGGUCGUCACACACAGACAUGUUCUUCUACCGCUGGGAAGUCCCUCGAUAUAGGGACACAGCCAAACACUUCCAACAGGAGCACCACUGCUACUCUGAUAAGAGUAUCAACAGCUAUGCCGACAAGAACACCAGUGAGGCAGGCAGUGUGCUGGAGUCAUGUAUCACUAAGAGCAAGAACAGGGGCUUUGUCACUAGUGGCCAGCGCUCUAAUACACAGCUCUUCCUGGGAGCCACUGCCGGCAUGAGACUCGUCUAUUGUAAGAACGUGACUCUCGGGGAAGAGAUCAUGUCGAGUGUCAACUCCACACUGGCCGGCUCCGGGUACCAUCUUGUGAGUGGGAGGGUCAUCUCGGGCCAGGAGGAGGCGGUGGCAGGUUGGAUCACUGGCAACUACCUGCAACAACACCUCAAACACUCUGGAAGCUCUUCUCUGAUGGGGUCACUUGACCUCGGAGGAGCGUCGGCCGAGAUAGCGUUCCUAGACUCCACCUCUGACCCCCGGAGCCACACCCCCUACCAUACGAACGUAUCUCUCUACGACAGGAGCUACACUCUGUAUGCCCGCAGCUAUCUCUGCUACGGACUCAACGAGGCUUACCGUAGAUUCCUAGCCCAUCUCAUCAACGUAAGUUCGUCUCAUCAACGUAAGUUCAAUGACAGAGUGGGCACAUUAGACAAGACAGGGAUCACGUGGACAAACUUACUAGUACGUAAAGAGUUUCAGUUUUCAAUGUUGUGUAGUCAAGAGCUUUCUUAGCAUUGGUCAUGAGUGUUAGCGUUUACAAAGUACAUCUGGGUGCAGGAGUGAAAAAGAACUUAUUGAAGCUCUUUUUGUUAUCCCUCCAACUGGUAUAGGGUAGUGGUGAUGUGUCUCAGCCCAUAUCCCAACCCCUGCCUGCUGGCUGGGACCAACCUCACCUACCAGACUGGCGACAUAUACUCCGAAUGUGUCAGCCAUAACUGCAGCAGCGGUGUAUUUGGCUUUGGGUACUCUCCCCCCUCCUCCACCUCCUCGCAUCUCUCGCUGGAGGACGACGACGAGCCGUCCAACUACACGUUCAAUGGGACGGGGAAUCCCGAGGAGUGUAGGGACACCAUUCUCCAGGUGUUUGACCUGGCCAACUGCACCCAGUGGGGAGCCUGUCUCCAUGAUCAGACCAAGUACUUUUGGCCACCGAUCAACAACUCUGGAACCUUCCUGGGAAUGUCAGGAUUUCUACUCUGUUGCCAGUUUCUUCAAUCAGUCUGAUAGGGAUCUGCAGAGUCUUUCAAAUUUCAGCGAAAGUGUGCGAGAUUUCUGUCGUCUCAGCAACCAUAGUGCGAUGGUAAGGUGGCGAGGUAACCCGUACCUCCAGAGACUGUGUUUCGACGGAGAGUUCAGCCUCUUUCUCCUCCAGACUGGGUUUGGAUUCAACCAGACCAACUCUGACUGGACCCUCACGUUCUGGGACAAGGUGAACCACAAGACCAGUGUUGGUUGGGCGAUGGGAUACCUGCUACAGGAGACCACCACCAUCCCCGACAGUCCCCACCACACCGUGAGACCAUUCGAGGCAGUGGACCUGGCCGUGGGGAUUCUAGUCCUGGCCAUCCUCUGCGUCGUCUUUGUCGUCUUCUUCUUCCUCACGUUCCACGCCUGUCGCAAGGUCCUCCGGACGAGCAGUGGCUACACCAACAUCUCUUGACAAACACUGCUGAAGAUAUGGCUCCAUGCAUGCAGCAGAUACAUACAUAUACACAACCAUAUAUUGUCUUCUGGACUUUAUUUUCUCAGAUUCUCUGCAUUAUUGCGUGUUUGCCAAAAGUCUGAUUUCUUGUGCAGGCGGGUG